This is a messenger RNA of Procambarus clarkii (red swamp crayfish), 816 nucleotides long. NCBI's taxonomy places the organism in Eukaryota, Metazoa, Arthropoda, Malacostraca, Decapoda, Cambaridae. The record is from RefSeq and is a predicted model, not a curated record.
UGGCUCCCACCUCACACACGCUCACAUCAUGAGGGAUCUGGUUGUUUUGGCAGUGAUAGGCGUGUGUUCGGCCGGCUAUCAGGCCUACAAUCCCGGCUAUCAGGCCUACAACCCCGGCUUCGGCUAUGGCAUCCAGCCCAAGUAUGUCGGCCCCGUGGCUGCCACCAUCCCCGCCGGCAUCGGCGGCAAGGUCAUCCCCGUCUCAGACACCUACGAAGUCGCUGCCGCUAAAGAUGACUUCUACAAGGCCUACAACAAGCAAUUGAAAACUCUGGAUAUUAUCCGCUCCAGUCGUUAUGGCACCCCUGGCUACGCCCCCGCUCUCCCUGUCCACAAGGCCCCUGUGGCUCCCAUAUUUGCCUCCACCGGCUCCUACGGUGCCCCGGCUGUCGCCUACGGUGCCCCGGCUGUCGCCUACGGUGCCCCAGCUGUCGCCUACGGUGCCCCCAUCGGCUCCUACGGCUACCACGGUCCCCCCACCCAGGUCCACGACACUCCCGAGGUAGUCGCCGCCAAGGCUGAGUUCUUCAAGCUCUACAACAAGCAGGCAGCAGCGGCAGCCGCGGCACCUGACCUCUACACCUACCAUUAAGCCAACCAUCAUAAUAUAAGGGUCAUUUAAUAAUAAACAGGUAUUCCAGGGAGUUAGCCAACUGUAAUGGAGUUGCAUCCUGGAGAGGGUCAGUAGUUUGAUCUUGGUGGGGAAGACCUCGAUAUAAGUUUUAUAUAUUAUAUUAUAUAUAUAUUAUUUCUGUCUCCGAAUGUAUUGUACACCUCCACCCCUGACAGUACUAUAAUAAAGUUGCAUCUCUAAAA